Messenger RNA from Nezara viridula (southern green stink bug), 319 nucleotides. Lineage: Eukaryota; Metazoa; Arthropoda; Insecta; Hemiptera; Pentatomidae. The record is from the annotation of a GenBank genome assembly.
AUGGACCCUGGAACUGGUAUGGGUACUGUCCUUGGUAUUGGAAUGGGUACUGUCCUUGGUAUUGGAAUGGAAAUUGUCCACGGUAUUGGUAUGGGUAUUGACCUUGGUAUUGGUAUGGGUAUUGUCCUUGGUAUUGGUAUGGAUAUUGUCCUUGGUAUUGGUAUGGGUAUUGACCUUGGUAUUGAUAGGGGUACUGUCCUUGGUAUUGAUAUGGGUAUCCUUGGUAUUGGUACUAACAACAUAGAUGUUUUGCUCCUAAAACAUCCAACCGCUAAUCCAGGCAUCCAGUUCUUCGUCAGACGGGACGCUACCGACAUAG